AUGUUCCAGCCCGAGGAGGAGGAUUUCUUGGCCAUCAAGGGGGAACUAUGGAUGUGCGCUGAUAGUGAGAAGCCUUAUAAGGUUGGCGCGGGGAGGGGCUCUAAAAAUUACGUUUGCAUUGAGGACGACCGCUUCUACGUCUAUUCAACACGUAGCACACAGUCGCGUCUGAUAAAAGAGGUUGCAUUUCGAUCCAUGAAGCGGGUGGCGUGGUUCACUCACAACCCGAAGCCGCCGGUGUCAGGUGGACCACAUGGUGUGGCACCGCACCCCCAACGUGGGGCACGCGGAGCAGCCGUGAAUCAGCCGCCGCAGUAUUACUACAUGGUGUUGGAGUUUAUUCGCGACAACACCGUGGAGGGGACCGAGCGGCUGGCAAAGCGUGAGCGUGUCGUGUUAUGCACCGAGAACGCACAGGAUUUUCAAAUUUGGCAGCAGUUUGUGGAGAUGUACAAGUGUACGCAGGAACGCCCGCCUCCCGAGAUUCUGUUGGGGCGGUCAAGGAAAAGGAUUACUGCAGCCUUGGACGUCGACCACGAUGAAACCACAAGUGAAGAUGUGGAGGAUAAGUUGGUGGAAUGGGUAGAUGCGGUGCAACAAUGGAGAGAGCGGGCGAUAAGUCUCCUCAACGAGGCGUCACGGGUGGUGGACCCCGCAGCAAGCAGCGGGCACGAAGUAUCUAUUAGUGUAGAGCAAAUGAAUAACAGGACGUGGAAAAAACAUGCGGAUGAGCUGCUUGAUAAACUUAAAAACAAUACCGCCAAUCACCUUCCUGGCUCGGAUCUUCCACCUCGUGAAAAGGAUCCAACACGUAUAGUUGAGUUAUGGAAUGCCCUUUACGAUAGGCAUGUUCCUAAUAGCAGUCCGCGAGUACCCGACAGGGACAAAUGCCAACUAGAGGAGGAAGAAGAACAACAACAAAAGCGACGUGUAAAAUACAUAGAUGACCUUUUACUAAAGUCAAAGUUGUCAUUGGCGGCUGUACCCUUACCGAGUAAGGCCGCUGAUGUAUCUCAUCUAGACGACUUGGAAAAGGCAUGUCUAGAUAUGGUGAGGGGAUAUGAGUCUAGGUGGGGUGCCAUAGAGACGAAGGAAGCCAGUGAGGGCCACCACACUGGUGUUGUGGCGUUGGCCGAUAAAAUUAAACAAAUAUGUGAGACACUACGUCGAGGUGUGAAAACGGCUUCACAGGAAGAAGAUGCGGAUAACAUGUUAGCUGAACUCCGUGCUGCUCGUCGUGCCUUAGAGGUGGCGCCUGCCACACCGCGGGACACACUACAAGAAGUGCGUCAAAAUAAAAAUAUAGAACGUGUAGCGAAAGAGGCGCUUCUUUGUUUUACAAAAGCAGUAGUGAAACUCUUGCAAUUAUGCUACGAAGAGUAUGCAUCGCUUCGAGACCAUAUCCUCUCUGCACUGCGUGGAAGCAAUGCUGGUGGAGACAUGCUUGUCAUAAACUCAGCGCACUUUGAGGUGGUCAAGGCAUUAGAGGAAGAACGACGAGCAGCGAAGAGCAAACAAGAGGCACUGGAGACACUUAUGCAGGAACUAGAACUUGUAAGGCGUGAACGUGACGUGGAAAUUGGGGCGUUAGAGCAAAAUUUUUCCCGGGCAAAGAACGGGUGGGGAAAUGAUCUUUCGGUACUGCAGGCAAAACUUACGGCGUUACAGAGUUCCAUGACACGAACAGCGGUUGUGGUGCCUGCUGAAAACGCGGUUUUGGUCUCACCUCGAGGAGCAUUGUAUGGCGACAAAGAGGAAGAUGUGGCGGAACUAACUCAAGACGCAGACAGAGAUGAAGUAGAUAGUGCAAUUACCCGAUGGGCGACGCAACUUGUUUCCAAUGGAGACGAAGUGCCAGGGACUGUCGUCGCCAUGCGGCUGCAGCGGUUCUUCUGUUGGGCACUCCGGAGUGUUGUGCCUCUCUGUGCUGGGCGUGAUACGAACUGUAUUCUAGAGCUUGUCAUGUGGGCAUUGGGGAAUCACCUAACACUUCUUCAAACUGCUGCACGUGUCUUUGGUAGUCAGGCAAUAGGUGCAGACAAUGAUGAGGCGAGAGAUCUUUGCAGUUCCAUUCAGGCACUCCAUGACAACCACAUUCAACUAGAGCAAAUUGUAGAAUGCUAUGCAAGCGUUAUAUGCCCUAGCAACAUAACGGGAAACGUCAACUUUACGGAAGUACGAAGUCGCCUUCAGUCCCUCCGCGACACUGAGGAGUUACUGGAAAACAUUCACACACUUCUUGAAACCACGAAUGAAAACAUAGUGGAAACCAUUAUGACAUUAAUGCGUAACAGCGAGGACCUUGACACCAUUAAGAAGGUUACUGGACAUCACAGCAACGUUGUUCAAAGUAUUGUCGAUCAACGGGGUGAACUUCAACAUCUAAAGUGUGCACUACAGCAAUUGCUAGACAAGGAUGAAGACAUGCACUCCACUACGGAAGAGUUACUUAAUCAACUACCAGAACUUCAAAACACACAAAAAGCACUUAAACAUACGCAAAGCUUAUUAGAAGCAACUAGUCAGCUAGCAUACACUUUAGCUGCAGAAUCAAUACUGCAACAAGAGGAAUUCAGGGAAAGGCUACUGAUCACGCAUGACUACUACGCACGACAUCCACUUCACAGUAACCAACAUGCAGUCGUCACCGAGGCCUCACUUGCAACAAUGAUCAAUUCUACACCAAGAGAAACAGUAAAUAAACUAAUGGACAUUUUGAAAGAACUAAGACACAGUAAGUCACUGUUAGGCGAAGAAGAUAUCAACACAGCAUACCCAUCUUGGAAAAAAGUCAACAACCAA
Molecule: messenger RNA, 2802 nt
Organism: Trypanosoma rangeli
Lineage: Eukaryota; Euglenozoa; Kinetoplastea; Trypanosomatida; Trypanosomatidae
Exons: 1
Source: RefSeq, a predicted model, not a curated record